Rhincodon typus (whale shark) is the source of this 435-nucleotide messenger RNA. RefSeq names its product somatostatin-1A-like. Gene Ontology annotation, molecular function: hormone activity. The transcript has 2 exons. The record is from RefSeq and is a predicted model, not a curated record. Gene Ontology annotation, cellular component: extracellular region. Lineage: Eukaryota; Metazoa; Chordata; Chondrichthyes; Orectolobiformes; Rhincodontidae. The coding region runs from base 90 to 404 and encodes 104 amino acids. Gene Ontology annotation, biological process: regulation of cell migration.
GUGACAGAGAAGUUCGUCUCAGGAACUGACGAGAGUUUUCUAAAGUCGUUGCCAUCUCCGACCAAACAGAAAGAAAUUUACUGCUCAAGAUGUCAAGAUCGCAGACUCACUUGCUCCUGACUCUGAUCUCUGUUACUCUGCUAUUGCUGAGGAGUUCAGGAACAGCCAGAGGGGAGAGUUUGCCAGACAUAUUACAGAAGACAAACCCUGAGGAGAAAGAGGAGCUGUCCAGGGUCAUGGUGCUGAAACUCCUGUCUGAGCUGCUCCGAGCCGACAGCCCGGCGCUGCCCCGCUUCGAGAGACGGGGGCUCGGUCAAAACCAGCUGCUUCGUCGGUGGAACACCCCGCGGGACCGAAAGGCCGGCUGCAAGAAUUUCUUCUGGAAGACAUUCACGUCCUGUUAACCCGGAGUUCGUUCUCCAAGCCACCACCACA